AUGAUGAGCGAUAGUUCGGAAAAGAAAUCAAAGAAAAAGAAGGACAAGAAAGAUAAAGUAAAAACCAUUGGAAACAAAUAUAGAUUGGGAGAAACCCUCGGUAGGGGUGGUUUUGGUGUUGUCUAUAAAGCCUAUAACAUGGACACCGGUGAAUUUGUUGCUGUAAAAAGGAUCACUGUUAAGAAAUGUUCCAAAGAACAGAUUGAAACCAUUCAUACCGAAAUCAAUUUGCUAAAAAAACUAAAGCACAAUAGAAUAGUUCGCUAUAUCGAUCAUAUUCCCUCUAAAAGCAAAUUAUAUAUUGUGAUAGAGUUUGUGGAAACAGGAUCCCUUUUAGACAUUGUACAGAAAUACGGUAACAUGAAAGAAAAUGUAGUUUGCAAAUAUGUAGCUCAAGUUUUGGAGGGAUUGCAGUAUCUUCACUCGGAAGGUGUCAUUCACAGAGACAUCAAAGGCGCAAACAUUUUAACAACAAAAGAAGGUGACAUCAAAUUGGCAGACUUUGGUGUUGCAGCGACAUUGGCUGAUGUUGACGACAAUCCUGUAGGAACACCGUAUUGGAAUGCCAUGCCUGCUUUAUAUAGAAUUGUUCAAGAUCCACAUCCACCACUUCCUUCAGGUAUUUCCAGUGAAUGUGAAGACUUUUUGAUGGAGUGUUUUAAGAAGCAUCCUGGAUCAAGAAAAACUGCAGAACAACUGUUACAACAUCCAUGGAUUCUACAAGCCAAAAAGAAUGCACAAACACAAAAUAAGCCUUCCGCAAAUAAUGAUAAGGAAGGAGAAAAGAAAACCACUCAGUUAAAGAAAUAUAAUGAAGACGAGGAGGAAGACGAUUUCGAUUUUGGUGAAGAUGAUGAUGGAUUGGCAUUGAAAAUUGGUGACAAGCUAAAAUCACCAGUUAAAGAUGAUCCAUUUGGCGAUUCUGAUGAAGAGGACAAAAAUCCAUUUUCUAAUGUUGUCAAUAUUAGACCUGAAAAUAAGGAAAAAUUCUUUCCCAAUCAAUCUUUCUUCGGAGGGCCGACAACCAAAAAGAAUCUGGCUCUUUACAAAGAGGAUGAUGAUGAAGAUGGAGUAUGGGACGAGGAUGAAGAGUGGGACAAUGAUAAGAAUGAUAAAGGAGAGGAUUUAUUUGCUAAAAUGCAAAAACUUCAAGGAAGACCAGUUGAUGAAAUUGGUGACGAUGAUCCCUUUUUCCAAGACACUUUUGAAGAUGCAUUUGACGAUAUGGACAAGAAUUCAGAUGACGAGCUAAUGAAGCCUGAAAAGGAUUUUAAUGCCUUAUUAGAAAGAUUCCAACAAGAUGGCUUGACAGAGGAUCUCUUUGUAGCUCAAUGUGAAAAAAUAAUUCUCUUACUUUCAGAGUUUGCUAGGUUAAAAUGCAGAGUGAAAUCUCUUGUUCCAAUUCCAUUUGUGGAAUUGAUUUCCAUGUCUCAACAGUAUACUCCCUCGUUUAAAACCAUCGAAGCAGCACUGAAACUAAUUAAUCAAUUCAUUGCUGAUGAUGACAUUGCUUGGGUACAGGAAAACGUUCAUUUUAAGGAAACUCUUUGUUUAGUUGGUAUUUUGCCAAACAUUAUGCAAUUUUGUCACAAAAACUAUCCAUAUGCUGUGAGAUAUCAAGCUGGGUCCUUUAUUAGAAGCAUUUUUAAAACAAGUCACUUCACUGUGAGAAUGUUUAUUGGGUGUCAAGGUAUAAGAGUUCUUGUAGAUCUGUUGGCCCAUGACAACGACGCAUUAGAAUCUGGUCUUGCGUUAGUCUUUGAGACAAUUGAAAAUAUUGAGCAAGUUUUCGACUUGCCACAAGAAGCGAUCAAAACUCCUAAGAAUGACUUUUGUAGAUUAUUUGCUAAGAACGGUUUGAUGCUUCGUCUUAGCGAAGUACUAUUACUUUUGGUACGCAAGUUUACAGCUAGCAUGGAAGAUAAGACCAUUAAGAAAUAUCUAGAUAAGACUAUUUCUCUACUUUUACUCUUCUCUAGCAUGGACUCCGUUGUUAGAGCACAUAUUGCAGAAGUUGCCUCCCUAAAACGUAUCCUUGAGGCCUUUUCUAUUCUAAACAUUAAUCAAGACGCUCAAAGAAAAUUCAAACUUACUAUGGCAAUAAUUACAAAGAACUUGGCUACCUAUCCUGUAACAUUCGAAUCAUUCGAGAAGGCAGAUGGUAUUCCUGUACUUGUAAAGACAUUGGCAUUGAGAGAUGCUGACAUUGGGAAUCAAAUGAUCACCGCUCUUCUCCAUCUCACUCGAUUCAAUAAGAAAAGACAAAUUAUUGCUGUUGAAGCAGGAAUCGUUCCAGAAAUUCAAUACUUGAUUUCCAAUGACAGCAUUUUAAAGACGUUCGCUGUAGAUAUGCUUUGUGAAAUUGUAAGAGUGAAUGUACCCAGUGUCAGAAAGGAGUUGAAGGAACACAAAAUGUUAGAAUUUUAUAUUAAUGUGUUAGGUGUUCAAAACUGGCAGCUCAAGGCCAUGGAAUCUCUCAGCAAAUGGCUAAACGAAGACAAGGAAGGUGUGGAAACAGUUUUAGCCAAACCUGAAAAUAUCAACAAGCUUGUCGAAAUGUUCUGCAGUGCUCCAUCUAGAUUUGUUUCAUCUCCUCUUCUCAGUAUAAUCUCUACCUCCGUAAAGCUAAGCAAAGCUUUAAGUCAGUCCCAUGAAUUUAUUACCAAAGUUGUAAAGCACGCUUUACUUCAACCUCACUCAGAUAAGAAAGUAAGAUCGGAUCAACUUAAAAUAGUACAAAGCUUGUACAAGUGGUGUGACAAUCCAAAAGUAAUGACAACAGAGCUUUAUUCUGUUAUUUUCCGUAUCAGAGAGACGGAAAGUUCAAUUCUUAUUAAGGACCUUGCUGAUGACUUAAUAUCAGCGUUUGAGCUUAAUCUUAAGGUGUAA
Messenger RNA from Naegleria fowleri, 2889 nucleotides. RefSeq lists its product as uncharacterized. Gene Ontology annotation, biological process: protein phosphorylation. Bases 1 to 2889 code for a protein of 962 amino acids. Lineage: Eukaryota; Heterolobosea; Eutetramitea; Acrasida; Naegleriidae. The record is from RefSeq and is a predicted model, not a curated record. Gene Ontology annotation, molecular function: ATP binding; protein kinase activity. The transcript has 5 exons.